Molecule: messenger RNA, 4063 nt
Organism: Asterias rubens (European starfish)
Lineage: Eukaryota; Metazoa; Echinodermata; Asteroidea; Forcipulatida; Asteriidae
Product: zinc finger Ran-binding domain-containing protein 2-like
Exons: 8
Coding region: 42-950 (302 amino acids)
Biological process (GO): RNA processing
Molecular function (GO): RNA binding; lipopolysaccharide binding
Source: RefSeq, a predicted model, not a curated record
CGGACUGUACGCGUACGGCCGGGACGACGGGAUUUUUCAAGAUGUCGUCGCGAAAGCGGUCGACGAACGAUGGAGACUGGGUGUGUGGGGAUGCUAAAUGUGGAAAUGUAAACUUCUCUCGUAGGCAUCAGUGUAAUCGCUGUGGGGCAGAGAAGAGUCACACUACAAUCAAAGCCGGAGGAACUGCGAUAGGUAAACAGCUGGCGGAGAAGAGUAAAGGUCUCUUCAGUGCGGACGACUGGCAGUGCAAAACCUGCGGUAAUGUCAACUGGGCUCGACGAUCUGACUGCAACCUUUGCAAGACACCAAAGUUUGGCAAGCAGGAAGCCCGAACAGGGUACGGAGGCGGCUACAAUGAGAGACUAGGAGUGGAAUACAAGUCGGACAAUGACGAUUCAGACGGCGAAUUUGAUAUUUAUGGAAGAAAGAAAAAGAAGUAUCGAGGGAGUCUUCCUCCAAAACCAGAAGAUGAGAAAAAAGAAACAAGAGCUCAAGAAGAAGAGGAAGAGGAGGAGAGUGGGGAUGAUGGGGACUUGGAUGCCUAUAAACUGGACUCAGAUGAGGAAGAUGAUGACGAUGAAGAUUUAUCAAAGUACGAUCUAGACGCAGACGAUGAUAUCCCAACCUCUAAACCCUCAGCUGAAGACACCAAGACGACGACGAUGCGCAAUGACAAGGUCUCAAGGUCCCAUUCUCAGACCCCAUCGGGUAGCUCUGGCUCCUCCUCGUCCUCGUCAAGCUCCGGUUCAUCCAAGUCUUCUGGCUCCAGGUCCUCUAGCGGUUCCAGUAGCUACAGACGGUCUAGGUCCAGAUCACGCUCCAGUGAUCGAAAGUAUCGAAGGCAAAGUGAUUCGAGGCGAAGUCGAACACCAGAGAAGAGGCGACGAUCUCGCUCCAGGGAAAGGUCAGACAACCCCAAGAGGCUGCGACAUCGUUCCAGGUCGCGAUAAAAAAAAACGGCAAUGGGCGGCCUGCAGUGCGACUCGUGGUAUUCAGGUUUGGGUGCUAGGUUUAGGCUAGGUGCAAAAUGUAUGUGUCGAAUUUUAGUAUUUCCUAUUUUAAGUUUUUGGUGGUACUCGUAGUUUCAUGAAAUGCAAUUUAACAAAUUGUGAAAAAUAUUCAUUGCUGCUUAGUAAACUUUGUUGACUCUUUGAAUUCAUUUGUAUCAUCUAUUAAAAAGAAAUUACUUGCUUAUUUAAUUUGUCAUUUUUAUCUUAAACACAUGUUUGCUGCAAAUUAGUCGGUAACAAAUUCUUAAAAUGCUGCUCAAAAGCAUCCUUUUGUGUUGAAGGUAGGAUCAUACUUAAGUAAUGACCUACAAAAAAACUUGUGUAAUUUCUAUCUGAAAGCUUUGUUAUAAAGAUGGUUUUGGUAGUAGGCAUCCUGCGAAACUAUUCCAUCUGAUAUGCCCAUGUAUCUUUCUUAAUUGAUAUUGCAAACAUAUCCGCAUUACAAUGACACAAACCAAUCUAUGACCCCCACCUUUAAUUCUUAUCAACAUCAAAAUGACUCCAACCAAUUUUAAUUUCAGUAUUUUGUUUGUUAUUCCCCUUUCUUUUCUCUAGGAGUGGAAUCCUGCGAUGAUGAUGCUGCACUGUAGUUUUGUUGAGGGAAGCUUGGACCACCAACAACAAAAAGUAAGAUUGGUUUAAAAGCCUCGCUGUGUCAAAUAAGUUUUAUAAUACAAUAGUCAAGUACCAGUGUCGUUUCUGAACUGGGCUAUGCUUUGGUUACCAGUGACCUUUCUCUUGAGGAAUCUGGUGCUCAAAAUGUUAUGAACAGUUAAGCUACUGAGUUCAGUCUGGUACCCUGUGCCCCAUGCCAGUUGCAGCUGGUUUCAAAUAGUUAGAGAGUGACAUGUUUUGAAAAGGUUUAUAUGUAUGUAUAAUUAUUGCACAACUAAAUAAUACAAUCAAUCUGUGAAUUGAAUUGAAUUGCGUUGGCGAAAUUUAUUUAGUAAAGAUAUCAUUUCUAUCGCAUUACAUGAUUAAAAACAAUCUGAAACUGACACAUUGUUUAUCAGCCAAUAGUUGUAUUACAAAAUAAACUUUUAUCGUUUGCUAGAAAUAUUGUGAAAUUUUCUACUGUUGAAUUUUUAUGUUUAUGUUUUUUUUUUUUUUUUUUCACUUGAAAAAGUAAAAGAAAAAGUCUGGGUCACUUUAAUAAAUUAAUAGAAGUACUUAAUUGAAGUAAAUUAAAGACUUUCUCCUACCCACAUCAGUAGGUUUGUUUUGGGGAAAUUUAAAAAGAAACACUGGCUGAAAUAGUAAAAUGUAAAGAAAUGGAAGAUGAUAAAAUUUACAGAUGCUACCGAAAGUGCAGUAUUUUGAUCACAGGCUACGUAGCUUUGCUAGUGUGUGGACUCGGUCCUCCAUUAGCCUCUUCUCUUAUGUCAUUAUGCGAAAAUUUUUGUUUUGGACUUGGAUAUGAUUGGUAUGCCUGACCCAUUGAUAAUAACCGCACACACUGUUUGGGUCUACAUUCCCCAGUCUUUUUGGAUCCCUCCUUUUUGGCAAUUGGAUGUAGAAGGAUUUCGGACUGAAAGGUUAAGGCUCCAAACAUUCUAACAGUUUUUAUUUAUUUUAUUUUUUUAUUGGGGUGGAGAGCAGUAUAGAUGUAUCCUACUUAAUUAUAUAUGUAAAAGUAAUGGCAGUGUAGUCACAACAACAUCUAGAUGGUUUUUGUUUAACUAAGCGGGACUAGGGUCCAAUGUCAUGAUGCUGCUUACCAAAGAAUAUCGUGUUUACAGUAGGUCCCCUGUAAAGCGCGUUUUACUUGGGUUUGUAAGCGCGGAAUUCUGCGUUAAGCAGAGCCAUGAAAUUAGGCCGUGUUCAAGCUGAACAAUUCAAAAAAGCUGCUGCUUAGCAAUUGUAUACAAGUGCUUAGCGAAAAUGGAAGGUUAUACCAAUUGCUGUACAUAACUAAGCAUUUACAUUGAUAACCUGUUUUAUACAUGUAGUAUGCAUGAGUUGUUGUGUAUACUUCAGGGCCAAUUUUAUAAAGCUGUUUAAAAAUACAAAAUGGCUAAGCACAGCUUAUCUUGCUGAGGAGGAUCCUUCCAUGCAAAAUACUAAGUCAUGUCAUGAUUGCAACUGGUCCCUUCCUAUUUCUUGCUUAGCAGCAAUCUAUUUUAAGCAAGUCAAUGAGAUUUUACUGAGCUAUGUUCAGUAAAAGAACAUUAGAGUUCAAAUCCAUGCCACUGCUCUAAUGUUAUCUUUACACAUUGCCAAUGGAUUGAAAGUAUUUUGUGAGAACAUCUAGUUACUAUCAAUUUAGUAAAGGUAUAAUUAGCUUUGAACAAUAAUAGGACGGUGCAUAUAUGUAGCAAGUGCUAGAUUUCCUAUAAGUUUUCAUGCAUCUCCUCGGCACCUGUUGUGCACAUCUGCGCUUUUUAUGUCACAAUUUGCUUUGUGUUGCGCUUGUUUUAGAGAUCAACUGUAAUUUUGAUUUCAGAUGAUACUUUCUUUAUUAAAAAAAAACGGUUUGGGGGAUAAUGAUGCAUUCGAUACACAAUAGAGGGUGGAAAGCUUUCUGUAUCCUGCCACCACUUAGUCACUCAUUUUUUACUAAAAGGAAUAUCCCAUUUGGGUAAAUUAGAUACUAAUUUAUUUAUUUGGGGUUGAACAAAGGCAAUUUUACUAGAACCAACAACCUCCAGAUAAACGUACCGGCACUCUACCAACUGAACUAUCUAGCGCACUAUGAUGGUGGUCUCCCUAAUUUCCCAAUAUCUUUGUUCGGGGUGCCAGUCAGAAACCAUACAACCGUUACUAAUUUAUUUCAUAACAAAUGAAUAAGUGGUGGGGGGGAUGCGAACAUUUUUUCUUGAGGUUUACCGAACACUACCACCUGCCUAGCAAAAUUUAGAAAUUGUAUCUUUUCUUUUUGUUGAAGUUAAUGUUUUAGUAAUAUUUUUUCCUACCAAGUUUAUUACAAAAGAAUGCUGCCAUUUAAAACAAACUUUGUUAGUGGGAUGAAUUAAUCUUUUUAUUAGUAACUUGUUACCGGCGAGUACAUGUAAUAGGUUGUAUGAGCUUAAUAAAUACAUCAUUUAAGAAUGAGA